Messenger RNA from Monascus purpureus, 928 nucleotides. The record is from the annotation of a GenBank genome assembly. Lineage: Eukaryota; Fungi; Ascomycota; Eurotiomycetes; Eurotiales; Aspergillaceae.
CGAUUAGGUAACCCAGCUAUAUCUCUCUCCGUCCUAUUAGACUCGCUGAGCUUCUCUUUCUCUCCAUCUACGUCUAUAUCUCCAUCUAAACACCAUACGACAUGGCAGAAUUAGCAUUUACAAAAUCCUUCCUCUCCCUACUUGAUUCCCGCCCUGUCAAGCUGCGAGCAGACCAUGUCUUUGACCCGCAGCAAGUGGGAUUGCGAGUUCCGUACAUUCUCCCCCGCCUACCACCAAGCCAUCCCUCGAUGCCUCGCAAGACAAGACAACAUGUAGUCCCUGGUAGCUCGAAAUCCAUUACAAUCCAGCUCCGAUCCACACGGAACCCAACACUGGAACUCACAGUUGCGAAUGCGCCGCUCUCUACGACAAAUCUGGAUGAUUUGAAGGAAACCGUCAGAAGCCGUGUAGUAGAUGGACAAGGCAACAAGAUCGCAGUGGAAAAGAUAAAAUUGCUCUACAAGCGGAAGCCGAUUACGGGGAAGAAAUCUGUCGGGGAUAUCCUUGCCGAUGAGCCUGAUAUGCUGAUCGGUGGGAAGGAAGUGGAGUUUGGGAUUAUGAUUAUCGGGGCAGCUGGUGCCAGGGUCGUCGAGGCAGAAGAAGAGACUGAGGAGAAGCAGAAGGGUGCAGAGGAAGCUACGAAGGCAAAGGAGAUUGAAGGUCUCUCGCUGUCCGCUGAGGAAGUCCUGAAGUCAGAGGCAUUCUGGGAGGACCUAGAAGGUUUCUUGGCUCAGAGGAUCAAGGAUGAAGAUGCAGCGAAGAUGAGAUCUUUGUUCGAGACCGCUUGGGUGAAGAGGUAGACGCGUCUCGGUGUGAUCUUCUCGUUUUCAAUCUUCUGCUGGAAUAUGAUCGAUCCUCCAUUUUUUGAUACCUAGUUCGCCAUGAAUAAUACGGUUUGGAUAACUUUUACAGACUUUAUCUUCUCCUA